This is a messenger RNA of Halteromyces radiatus, 1803 nucleotides long. RefSeq names its product PIN domain-like protein. The record is from RefSeq and is a predicted model, not a curated record. The coding region runs from base 197 to 1633 and encodes 478 amino acids. Gene Ontology annotation, molecular function: 5'-flap endonuclease activity; DNA binding. The transcript has 5 exons. Lineage: Eukaryota; Fungi; Mucoromycota; Mucoromycetes; Mucorales; Cunninghamellaceae.
GAUUCAACAUCUUCUUCAUCAACACUCAUUAACAACUUGAAUUCCGUACAUCUUGAAAAGAUAUCGAUCCUGUGUGAUGGCUGAAUAAUCGCUUUGAUUUAGUUGAACAUAGGAUUUCCAGCAUUAACCGCCGCAACAUUCUUCCCAAUUUCUUUUCUAUUAUUAUUAUUAUUAUUAUUAUUUGUGUUCUCAGGAUAUGGGAAUUAAUGGACUUACCGGCUUAUUGAAACGACAUGCACCACAGUCACUUACACGAGUAUUAGCACAGCAAUUCCAAGGACAGACUUUAGCGAUUGAUGCCAGUUGUCCUUUGAAUCGGUUUAUUUAUGGCAGCCAAGACGAACCUCAUCCUUAUCGACAUAUACAUGGAUUUUAUCUUCUUGCCAAGUUUUGUGAUCGCCAUAAUAUCAAGCCAAUAUUUGUAUUUGAUGGGACUCAGCGGCUGGUGGCCAAACAAGAAUGGGAACAUCGACGACGACAAAGGGGACGCUACAAGAUUAAACAUUCAUUGGUGUUUGAACAAUCAAGAUCGGUACGCCUGGCAACUUGGUUGGCAACAACAGAAUCGCGAUGCUUAUCCAUGUUGACAUCAGAAUCUAUCGAACGACUUUUAAACCAACUUGGCACCACUAGGAUGGAACACGAGGUUGAUACACUGAAUCCUGGAUAUGUUCAGCAAGAACAGGAUGUGUUGGAAGCCAAAUGGACACAACUCGCUAAAGAACUAUAUGAUACCCGACAACGUGUGCAAGAUAAAGAAAAGUAUACAAAAACCGUGCGUGAUUUAUCCAAUCAAGAAUAUGAUUUGAUGUGCUCUAUGAUACGACAUCGAUUGGAUUCCGUCUUUGGCGAUCUUCAAGAACUGAAAUUACAAAAUGAACGAUUAUUGACCUCUUAUGGUAAACGGGCUCUACGGGUGACACAAGAAAUGAAGGAUCAAUGUCAGUUUUUUUUAUCUACAAUGGGAUAUACUUGUAUGACAUGCGAAAAUCAUGAAGCAGAAGCUAUGUGUGCUCGUUUAGUUGAAGAUGGUAAAGCCGACGCUAUCGUGUCUGAAGAUAUGGAUUCUGUUGUAUUUGGAGAUUCUCGGUUGUUACGAUAUUUUUUUGUCCAACAUCGACCUAUUCUAUGUGUGGAUCCAGUGGUGGCACGACAACAAAUGGGAUUAUCUAAGGCGGAAUUCUUGGACCUUUGUAUUUUAUGUGGUACUGAUUUUGGUUCAAAGAUACAUGGGGUUGGACCCAUCCGAGCAUUAGAAAUGAUUAAACAGUUUGGAUCUAUUGAACAGAUUCUUUAUCAUUUAGAUCCUCGAAAAUAUAUUCCAGAAGAAGGAUUCGAUUUUAGAUUAAUACGAAAGAUAUUUCAAGAAUUACCGGAUACCAUUUCUUUGGAUACCUUGCCAUCACCAACUGUCGAUUCUACAAAACUGGGAGAACUCUUACAAAAGUAUGAAAUUGAUGUGGAUGAAAUGGACCGUCAAUUGGAUAUGAUUAUACAACAACAAUAUCAUUCCGGAUACGAACAACAGCUCGAUCAAAAGCAACCUUUGACUGAUGAUAGUGGCACUAUUGGUGACAAUGGAUUUGGCAAUGAUCCUUUUCAACAACGUCAUCCUAUGUUACACCUUGUGUAGUUCUGAAUAGUAUAGAAUCACUACCCUCCUUUCUUCUUUCUCUAUAUCCUUUCCUUGCUUUAAUUCGAUAACUCUCCCUUUACAUUACUUCUUUUUAUUUAUUUUAUUUUAUUUUAUUUUAUUUUAUUUGUAUAUACGAAAAUAAAGACGGUGCAUUUUAUUUAUAUUCA